AAAACCACACGCCUCUCAUAUCCUUCUAGGCGACGUGAAAGCGACCUCUGAGCGGUCGAUUGAAUCACAUUUAGCGGUUAAAAUGUGCCUGAAAUGUGCCGGGAAAGGUCCAUUUCUAGUCGACACGGAAGCAAAACUAGCCGACGUUUGCGGUGCAUCAUGGGACAUGCAGUUAAACUGCGACAGCCACUUUCCUUCAGCGUUCGGUCCGCCAGGGGUCGCUGCGUGUGACGUAACAGUUUGACGCAAGGCCGAAGUCGACGUCCGGAGCGCAGUCGAAGUCGAUCUCGACAGGAAAUAUCUUCGACCGCCUCCCCCUUCCCUCCUCCCCCCUCCUCCCCUCCCUCCCACAGCCCGCAGCGACGAGUCGGCAGCGGUCGGUGAAUACAUGGUCCUACACCCAUCACACCACCCGGACUGCACCACCCGGACUGCAGCCGCUUUUAUAUUUCGAUCGUCAAGGCUGUAUGUUUGCGAGCUAAUUGUCGAAGCACCGCAGCACCACCAUGGGCGUGGACGUCGAGACAAUAUCCCCCGGUGAUGGAAGAACAUUCCCAAAGAAGGGCCAGGCGUGUGUGGUUCAUUACAUCGGUAUGCUGCAGAACGGGAAGAAGUUUGACUCCUCCCGAGACAGGAACAAGCCAUUUAAGUUUAAGAUUGGACGCAGUGAGGUCAUUAAGGGCUGGGAGGAAGGGGUAGCACAGAUGAGCCUGGGCCAGAGGGCGAAAAUCACCUGCACACCCGAUAUGGCCUACGGAGCGACAGGCCAUCCCGGGGUCAUCCCCCCGAACGCGACGCUUAUAUUCGAUGUGGAGCUGCUGAAGCUGGAGUGACCCCGAGGUUGAUUAGCAAGGCUGAAGCUUGACGAGGCUGCGUUUCUCCCACCAUCCUCUUACUCUCUGUUAACUUCUACGGUCUUCUUUAGUCCGAUAUUUAAAUGCAUCUAAUGUUGAUUUGUUGCCAUCUUGUCGUCAUAGAUCUGACAGAGAAAAAAAUAAGUCACCAUGCAAGACUUAUUUUUCCCUCACACACCGCCACUAGUUUCUGUUAGUUAGUAAGAGAUGUUAUUUUGUUUUUGUUACAUUUCAAAUUUGACAUUCUUGUGGAACCACAAGGAAAUCAGUCUUCUGAUGCAAAGCCGUACUACAUAGCCAAAAAGAAAAACAUAUACUGCCUUACAGUUUCAACAGCAGAUGAAGGGUACAUUGUGUUGAAUGUACUUUGUGCUCUGUAUCUUAACUGGGCAUUAUACACCACUGUCUGCAUUGCCACUUUGAUAAAGGUUUGACCCGCUGAUUGCGCUGAAUGACGUUGCUAUGUGUAGUAUAUAUUUUAUAUCCCUCAUAAACAUUUACUGCAAGUGUAACCGGUCCAAUGUAACUUGAUCCAAUACUGUACAGAACUCUGUGAGAGCCACAGCUACUAUUUCAGUUGAUUGACCAACUCUUGAAUAAAAAUGGCAUGUGUUGUGUCAAGAA
Molecule: messenger RNA, 1478 nt
Organism: Gasterosteus aculeatus aculeatus (three-spined stickleback)
Lineage: Eukaryota; Metazoa; Chordata; Actinopteri; Perciformes; Gasterosteidae
Gene: fkbp1b
Product: FKBP prolyl isomerase 1B
Biological process (GO): protein peptidyl-prolyl isomerization
Cellular component (GO): cytoplasm; sarcoplasmic reticulum membrane
Molecular function (GO): peptidyl-prolyl cis-trans isomerase activity
Source: RefSeq, a predicted model, not a curated record